CUGAAACCCUAAUCUCUCCACAAUGAAUAGUCCCAAAGAUACCCAUCUGAAAAACUUCGUCCUCUCUCUCGCUCUCUCUCUCUUCCUCGUCGCCUCGUCGUUACCGAGUCUUGAAACCAGAGCACGAGAGAAAUCCGAAACUUAUGACGCGGGAGAGGAUACGAAACAUCCGCACGAUCUCGUCAACAUCAAGAAAACGACGCCGUUUUUCUUGAACCGGGCGCAACACGACCAUCCUCUUUGUCGUCGUCGUCGUCGUCAUCGUCGUCUUCUUGGUCGCAAGGAUCAGUACUUCGAGAUGGUGAAGAAGAACCGGCCGGUCGAACCGGGCUCACUUUCGGUUAUGCUUCCAAAGGGAGUCAACCCACCAAGCUCCGGUUCAUCUCAUUGCCACAACCGGUUCCCUAAUUCUGCAUCUCGUUUUUGCCAUCUCCCCGACUCUAGAAAACCCUAGAUCGACCCGGAAUAUAAGUAUAUUCUAUGGGAACAAUAUCGGUUCCUUUAUAUCGUGAAUCUUCUUUGUUCGUCUCGUCUGUAACCUUUUUGUUUGUUCUCCUUAUUCCUGAUUCUCUUUUAUUGAUCGUUAUUGCAU
Molecule: messenger RNA, 592 nt
Organism: Tarenaya hassleriana
Lineage: Eukaryota; Viridiplantae; Streptophyta; Magnoliopsida; Brassicales; Cleomaceae
Exons: 1
Coding region: 23-454 (143 amino acids)
Source: RefSeq, a predicted model, not a curated record